GCCAGCAGAAGCGCGACUUCAUCGGAUAUCCUGUCAACCCCGUCAUUGCUCAUACAUACUUCACCAUCUUCAAAGUGGCUAAGGGGAUUAUCUUAUUCAGCUUGUCCCUCUCACCAUAUCAUGCCUUCAGACCAGGAUACACACUCGUCACCAGGCGCCCUGCCUGAUGCGCCAGCGUCGACCACGAAACAGCCAUGCCAUUCCUUCAAGAAAAAAUUUGCGAAAUUAAAAGUUAAAUUCGAAUUGGAGAUGCGCGAGAGUGAGGCCCUUGUACGGGAACAGCUACGGAUCGAGGACGUCUCGAAGAAAUUACAAGAGACGAAUGACCAACUCCUCGAAGUGCUUAUGGAGUUCAACGAAAGCCUCUACAUCCCGACCAACCUCCGUUAUGAUCUCAGUGUACCUGGGGAAGCAACACCGCCUCUGACACCCGACGAUGACGAUGACAUAGCCCCAUCGACGUACACACCAACAGCUGCAAAGGCUGCUCUGAAAGAAGCAAGAGCAGAGUUAGACGCUGGCGAAAUCACAGCCGAUACCUAUCGCCGUUUAGAACGAGGCAUAAAACGCAGUACUACUUUCCGACCAUCGAUGCAAUACGCCUCUCUACGGCAAAUCGCUCAGCACGGUGCGUCGUUGGUAGCGUCUUCUAAUUCGAUAUUUCCGGAGUUAGAUCAGGACAAAACUGCGCUGCUCAAUAUGAAUUACAUGACCCCGGAACACGAGCAUGAAUACCUUUUAGCACUAGACGCCAAGAUGGGAAACAUAGCCGCAGAAGCGCAACUGAAACAGCUCCCCGAUAAACCCACAUUCGCGGAUCGUGAGCGCGAAGCUAUCCUACAGAAUCCCAAUUCUGUGUACAACUGGUUACGACGAAAUACGCCCUAUGUAUUCCUACAGGAUAAUGAAGUGGCGUCAGAGAAAAGCAGCCAGCCACAGACACAACCACAGCGCUCCGCCGCGAAUGCGCGCUCGUCCAAGAGGUCCUCACUCGCUACUUCUCGACAACCAGCCAAGGAGGAAGAUAUGUACGACGAAGACGGUAUUGCGCUUGAAGUACCCGCUCCGUCAGCUUCAAAGGCUAAGCGCAAACGUGAUGAAGAUACGGGAUACCGACCAAAGGGAGGUCGAAGCGGCAGCAACAAGAAGAAGAAACAGGAGACUGAUUCUAGUCAUUCCGGACGACGUGCGUCAAAGCGUGGUUCUGGAGUAGGUGCUUAGCUGUUUCGACCUGAUAUACGUAUUGUAGUUGACUGUACAACAAUAAUAACCAAAAAAAAAAAUUGCGUCGGCACUUUUACUACGGAUCUUGAUUCGAGUGUUAUAAUGAUCUGCAUUUGGUGAGGGUAUCGGAAAUGGUCGCCGUAUGGUUCUGCUAAAUUCCUUCCUUUUUUUUUCCUCGUGUUUCUUGAGACCCUACAUAUAGGUCCACAAAGGCGUCUCGGUUCAUCUUCUACUUACUAUGUACUUACUAUGGUCCUU
This is a messenger RNA of Talaromyces stipitatus ATCC 10500, 1482 nucleotides long. RefSeq lists its product as uncharacterized. NCBI's taxonomy places the organism in Eukaryota, Fungi, Ascomycota, Eurotiomycetes, Eurotiales, Trichocomaceae. Bases 121 to 1221 code for a protein of 366 amino acids. Gene Ontology annotation, cellular component: Ino80 complex; nucleus. Gene Ontology annotation, biological process: chromatin remodeling. The transcript is spliced from 3 exons. The record is from RefSeq and is a predicted model, not a curated record.